AAGUUGAAUUAAGAAGACUGCUUAGAGAUAAGCCUCCCCGGAUUCGCAGCGAACAAACAAAACCCUCUCUCUCGGUAAUCUCAACUCUUCUUUCUUGAUUGAAUAUAUAAAUCCGACCAACGCUGUCUUCUCCAUCAACUCUUUCUCCUUCAUUCGUUUCUCAUUCUGUGAAUCCGGCCGCUUUUGUCAUCGUCCGGCGGAGAAGGUCACUGUCUGGUUUGGUUGUGUUCGUCGGGGGAUUCAUCGUCUGUGGUUGAUUUCAAGAGGAAGAAGGGAUGAGUUAUUAUAAUCAAGGUCAGCCUCCGGUUGGAGUGCCUCCGCCUCAAGGUUAUCCGCCAGAAGGUUAUCCAAAGGAUGCUUAUCCGCCACAGGGAUAUCCUCCUCCCGGAUCUUAUCCGCCGCAGGGAUACCCUCCGCCUUACGCUCCUCAGUACGCGCAACCUCCUCCUCAACAACAGCAGAACAGCGGCCCUGGUUGCAUGGAAGGCUGUUUAGCUGCUCUGUGCUGUUGCUGCCUGCUUGACGCCUGCUUCUAAACAGUAUCAUCCAUUUACAGUUAUGCUGUGCUUCAUAGUCCAAGAAGAUCGAUCUCUCAGUGAACUUUUCUCUGAAUGCAAAGAAAAAAAAAAUGGAAAAACAAUCGAGUUGAUGAUUUAAUUACUUGCGUUUUAUUAUAAUAUUUUAGUUUAGUGCUUGUUCUUCGUUUCCUCCUCUUCACCUCUACAUUUUUCAUAAUAAAUAACACCAUCUCUCCCCAAUUAUCUGUUU
Molecule: messenger RNA, 768 nt
Organism: Cucurbita moschata (crookneck pumpkin)
Lineage: Eukaryota; Viridiplantae; Streptophyta; Magnoliopsida; Cucurbitales; Cucurbitaceae
Product: cysteine-rich and transmembrane domain-containing protein WIH2-like
Exons: 3
Coding region: 276-536 (86 amino acids)
Cellular component (GO): plasma membrane
Source: RefSeq, a predicted model, not a curated record